AUGGCCACCCCGACGCAUGAACAGCUCAAAACCCUCGAGCAAUCCCGCCAGCGAUUGGUCCAGCUCACGCGCUCCCUGGCGUCCCUUAUAGGAAGUCUAAAUCAAAGUGACCCUCUGCCAUCCUGGUCCUCCCUCCAAUCCCAAGCAAGCAUCAUCUCAAAUAACCUCCUCAGCGUCUCCGACCACCUCUCCGAUAACCGUGAUCUCUUGGCCUCCAUCGUCGCCUACCCGGGCCCCGACUAUCCGGGCCGGACGCAGGCCAACACGCUCGAACAGCUGCUUCGGACGAAACUCGACCCCCGCGUCGAAGACUGGGUUGCGCGCGGUCGCAAGGCCGGCGCGUCUGCGCUGGAGGAUACGUCGGGGCUGGCGGAGGCGGAGCUGGCGGAAUUGUGGGAUUGGGCGCCCGUGGAGGCGAAUCAGGAGGCGAGACGCAGGAAUUGGGGUGGAAAUUUUACGCUCGAGGAGAGGGAGAUGGGGGUGCAGAAUGUUGUUACGGGGUUGGUGAGGGUGUUAGAGGAUGAGGGGAGUGAGAGUGAGGAGGAGGAGGAGGAGGAGGAGGAAGGGGAGGAGGAUGAGAUGGAGAUUGUCGGUGUUAGGAGGCAGUCUGCUGGGGCUGGGUUUGAGUUUGAUAUUGCGCCUGCGCAGCACCACCAGCAGAAGUUUAUGGAGCCUGCGGUGCCGUUGGAGGAUAUUUUGAGGUUUAUGACCACUGGAGCGGAGCCUGGGAAAAGGUAA
Molecule: messenger RNA, 738 nt
Organism: Aspergillus bombycis
Lineage: Eukaryota; Fungi; Ascomycota; Eurotiomycetes; Eurotiales; Aspergillaceae
Gene: med8
Product: RNA polymerase II mediator complex subunit MED8
Exons: 2
Coding region: 1-738 (245 amino acids)
Biological process (GO): regulation of transcription by RNA polymerase II
Cellular component (GO): core mediator complex; mediator complex
Molecular function (GO): RNA polymerase II cis-regulatory region sequence-specific DNA binding; transcription coregulator activity
Source: RefSeq, a predicted model, not a curated record